This is a messenger RNA of Mus caroli (Ryukyu mouse), 1241 nucleotides long. RefSeq names its product triggering receptor expressed on myeloid cells like 1 (gene Treml1). Lineage: Eukaryota; Metazoa; Chordata; Mammalia; Rodentia; Muridae. Gene Ontology annotation, molecular function: signaling receptor activity. The record is from RefSeq and is a predicted model, not a curated record. Gene Ontology annotation, cellular component: cell surface.
UACUACUGCCCAGCCAUGGACUGCUACCUGCUACUGCUGCUGCUGCUCCUGGGACUAGCAGACCAAGGCUCAGCUGACAGUCAUCCCGAGGUGUUACAGGCACCGGUGGGGUCAUCCAUUCUAGUGCAGUGCCACUACCGGCUCCAGGAUGUGAGGGCUCUCAAGUUGUGGUGCCAGUUCUUGCAGGAAGACUGCCACCCACUAGUGACCUCAGCGGUGGACCGAAGAGCUCCGGGAAAUGGGCGCAUAUUCCUCACUGACCUGGGUGGGGGGCUCCUGCAGGUGGAAAUGGUGACCCUGCAGGAGGAGGACACAGGGGAGUAUGGUUGUGUGGUGGAGGGAGCUGCAGGACCCCAGACCCUGCACAGGGUCUCCCUGUUAGUGCUUCCACCAGUCCCUGGCCCAAGAGAGAGGGAGGAAGCAGAGGACGAGAAAGAAACCUAUAGAAUCGGAACCGGAAGUCUGCUCGAGGACCCCUCCUUGGACCCUUCCUCGAGUGCUGGUCCUCACGAGUUCAGACGUCGAGAGAACAGGUGUCAGAAGCAGUGUAUUCCCCUGAUCUGGGGUGCUGUGCUCCUGUUGGCCCUGGUGGUGGUGGCUGUGGUGAUAUUUGCUGUGAUGGCCAGGAAGAAAGGGAACAGGCUUGUUGUCUGUGGCCCGUCCCAGAGCACUGGCGUUUCAGGAAUGGACCCUUCCUCAGCAGCCCAUCAUAGCAGUGACGCGGGACUACCCUCGGACAUACCACAUGUGAGGCUCGACUCACCGCCUUCCUUUGACUCUAUCUACACAGGCUCCUCUCUUGAUCCACCAUCAAGGGAACCCCCGGCUCCACCCUCACAGCCCCCUCUGCCUCCUAAGGUUCUGAUGUCUUCCAAGUCUGUGACAUAUGCCACAGUUGUCUUCCCAGGAGGGGACAAAGGUAAAAUAGCCUCCUGUGAGCCAGUUCAGGACCCACCAAACAGUCAAAGUCCACCCAGUAAAUAGUACACUUUAAUUUAUUACUCUUGGGAUCACCCCUGGGGAAUUCUCUGCAGCUCGUCCAACUAGCUCUGCGUCUUAUGCCCAGAGUAUGUCAGCGGCUGGUGACUCAGGGCUCCAAUCUAGUAUCUUGGUUUGGUGCACUCAGGAAGUGGUGCCCCGGUAUGAUUGAGGUGUUUGGGGGAAGAAUUCUUUUCUGCUGCUUCCUGGUGCUGGGUCUGCCGUCAUUACAUAUUGGCUAAAUAAACCUAGAGGAUAUAUAA